UCCCAUCACAGCACAUGUGGUGGUGGACAUGUGUUGUCAUUUGUCCCAAAGCCAGAACCACAGCUGUUAGGACAACACCUCAAACAGUAUCUAAACCCUCUGUGUCAGAAACUGCUUGGGACAUUUAGGGGACACGAGCUGUGUUGUUUCAUUGUGGAUACACCUAACAAAGCAACAGCCAUAUAGGCUUUACAGGAGCAAUGGAUUCUCUUCUGUCCAAACAGAUUCAGUGCUCUGUGUGUUUGGGGGAUUUCACAGAUCCAGUGAGCUUGCUGUGUGACCACACGUUUUGCAGACAGUGUAUCAGCAGUCAUUCCCACAGCAGCCGGCUGAGAUUGUGUCCGGAAUGCCGCAGACCCUACACCAUGUGGGAUCUUCGAUCCAACCGGGUCUUAAGGAAUAUGGUGGAUGCGGUGAGGGAACAUUUGACCGAACAACAAGCCCAGAGGGACAUGGUUGCUUCUGGAGCACACAGCGGAGCCAUGAGACUGUUCGAGGAACCCGAGAAGCUGGUGUGCUCCGAUCAUAAGGAGAGACUCAAGCUCUUCUGUGAGACAGAUCAGAAACUAGUGUGUCUGAUCUGUAGGGAUUGUGUGAAACAUCAAGGACACAUGUUCAAACCUGUGGAGGAGGCCGCAGAGCCCAGGAAGAAUUCGUUGUUAGAACCCUUGAGUUUCCUCUCAAAGGAGAAUGAAGACAUGGAGGCCCUUAUGAAGAAACAGACUCACGAGAUCUCUAAAACUGAGGAGAGAUCCAGACAGCUCUCUGCCCACAUCUCUGCUCAGUUUGAGGAGAUGCAUCAGUUCCUGAAGAAAAAAGAAGAGGAGGUAAAGAAACUGUUGGAGAAAGAAGAGAAGGACAUGGUGGAAAAGAUGAAGAGAAACAGAACAGAAAUAGAGGAGAAACUGAACGAUGGAAGAGAGAAAGAAGCAAUUCUACACUCGGUCUUAGAGACGAAUCAGCCAGAUGGGUUUCUGCAGUGGUGGAUCGAGAAAGGGAUGGAAUUUGUUGAAGAAAUGAAAGAUGAAGAAAACCACAAUGAUGAAAAUAAUGAAAGUGUUUCUCAAACAACACAGUUCAAAUCAGCGGUGAAAGAUCUGAACGUGACACCUAAUACUCUGUUUCUUGGCCUUCGUGAAACUCACUUGCAGUUCACUGUGUGGAAAGAGAUGUUGGAUUCCAUUAAACCAGUCCCUGAUCAUAAUGUCAUAUAUGACUGUCACGACCCGUACCUGCGGGUCUCCACGGAUAGCCGCUGCGUCGUCCGCACGUCCAAAAAGGGGAUUUUUUUGCGUCACAAGGACUACAGGCCUGUGGCAAGAACCCAUAAAACCUUUCAGUCAGGACAACAUUACUGGGAAGUGGAUGUAGGAGGGAAGAUAGACUGGAGCGUGGGCUUUGAUGGCGGAUGUAUAAGUAACUUGAACAAGGACAUUGGACUUCACCUUAAGCAUGACCGAGGAUACAGCAUCAAAGAGUACGACACAGAGAAAGAGAUAGAUCUGACAGUGAAACCACAAAGGAUAGGGCUGUACCUGGACUGUGACAGGUGUCAGGUGUGCUUUUAUAAUGCGGAUGAUAUGACAUUACUGCACACCUCCACAUACCCUUGUGCUAUACCGUACUCGCUCAGCCUCUCUCCAGGUGCUUAUCUUGCCGGGAAGAAUGCUGAUCCACUAACAGUUACCUGGAACUGACUGAAAUGGAGAACAAUCAGACGGUUAUUUAAGAUGGUGUAGUUACCAAGAUAAGAAAAGCCUGUUGUAUUUGUUCUCAAAUGUGCUAUUCAGCGGGUGAUGGUUUUAAAGGUGCAGUGUAUAACAUAUAUAAUGAUCUUACAGAAAUGCAAUAUAAUAUCCAUAACUAUAUUAUCAGUGGUGUAUAAAGACAUUACAUAAUGUUUUUUUUUUUUACCUUAGAAUGAGCUGUUUUCUACAUACACUGCGGGUCCCCAUACAUGGAAGUCGCCAUUUUGUGC
Paramisgurnus dabryanus is the source of this 1978-nucleotide messenger RNA. Lineage: Eukaryota; Metazoa; Chordata; Actinopteri; Cypriniformes; Cobitidae. The record is from RefSeq and is a predicted model, not a curated record.